Gadus chalcogrammus (walleye pollock) is the source of this 3182-nucleotide messenger RNA. It is a transcript of the gene il7r, whose product is annotated as interleukin 7 receptor. Gene Ontology annotation, biological process: cytokine-mediated signaling pathway; positive regulation of receptor signaling pathway via JAK-STAT; hemopoiesis. Gene Ontology annotation, molecular function: cytokine receptor activity; protein binding. The transcript is spliced from 7 exons. The record is from RefSeq and is a predicted model, not a curated record. Gene Ontology annotation, cellular component: external side of plasma membrane; membrane. Lineage: Eukaryota; Metazoa; Chordata; Actinopteri; Gadiformes; Gadidae. Bases 404 to 2056 code for a protein of 550 amino acids.
CAUAGCUGGCUGCUCAAAGUAUAAAGUAUAGGCCUAUACCUCAUCAGCGUUUAGCAGGUGAAUAUCUACACUGACAAUGAAGAAAGAGAGAGAGGGAAAGAUGCCCUUGUGGGUCACCUGGAUUCUGCUCCCACUCAUAGUACGAGCUCAGAGUGGGGAUGCGGAGGGUAAGAACUGUUUUUGUUGUCAAACAUUAUCUAUAUAUCUAUAUCUAUAGAUAUAGUUACAGGAAGCUUUUACAUUUCAAGAAUUUAAAGAAAAUUACUCAGUCCUAUGAAAGUUAUAACCUAAUAUCAGGAGUGUGCAUCUCUCCUCUAAAGGACAAUCCUAUACGUAAUGUGAUGGAAAAAUGCACAGGUUGUGACCUUUUUUAAAUCUAAGGCUUUUUUCUCUAUUCCGUGUAAUGUCUUGCCACCCUGCUUUUCCUCAGUGUCGUCUACGAAUUGACCUUUGUGAUUGGCUAGCUGACCCACUGCCACAUUCCUCAGAGUCAAUAAAAAUGUUAACCUUUGUGCUCUGGUCAACUGUCCUACCUUCCUCAGAGUCAAUCAAAAUGUUAACCUUUGUGCUCUGGUCAGCGUUCCUACCUUCCUCAGAGUCAAUCAAAAUGUUAACCUUUGUGCUCUGGUCAGCUGUCCCCCCUUCCUCUGUGGUAUCUAAUUUUGUAAACCCUUUUUUAUUGGUAACCGGCCUACCUUCCUCAGAGUCAAUCAAAAUGUCAACCGGUCACAAGGAGGAAGACAAAAUGUACCUGAUACUUCUUUCCUCUCUGGCAGAAACGCAGAAAGAAGAUAUUAAAUUAUUCUGCACAUCCCACAUCGGUGUUGGAGAGAACAGCAUUUUAACAUGCAACCUGGUGGAUAGAAAGCGAUAUAUUGAAGAUGAUGAAGAUGAAGAGGACAGCAUAAAGAGCAUCACUGUUUGCAAAUCUUUUCCUCCAAGCUGUUGUAAGAAGAUGGGGAACAACAUGACAAUAACCUGGAUCCCGCUAACAUACAAUUAUACCUUCAAGCUGAGGAGUGGCGGUGUCUUCAGCAGAGUGAUAGACCUUCGGCAAAUAAUCAAACCAAAAAGUCCUUCUGUGACGAGUGCUGUUUUUCAACCUGAGAGCAACCAAGCUAUGAUCUACAUUAAGACUCCUUAUGACAAGGAUUUCCUCAAAACCAGUAAUCAACUCUUUCAAUACUACAUUUGGAGUGCAGCGGGCAGCGAAUUGACAAGGAACGUGACGGGGGAAGAGUCCCUGGUCAUCGCAGCGGAGCACCUCACCGAAGGAACUAUGUAUCAAGUCAAGGUCCGAGCCAUCCCAUUCGACCUGUAUGGGGGCAGUUGGAGUGACUGGAGCAACACUGUUGAAUUUUACAUCAACUCUACUACAAAAGAGAUAGGAGAGGGGAGUGCCGAAUUUCUGCAUCAGAUGAUCACUGUGGGGAUUGUUUCCGGGAUUUUGGUCAUCGCCAUCUUCUGUGCGAUUUGUGUCACGAGAAAAAACAUCCACCAUAAGAUACGCGCGUACACCAGUUACACGCACGUACCAAGAAUUCCAUCAACCCUGUCGCCGAUUUACAAGCAGGUCAAACUGGGCUUCGCGAUGACCUUAGAACCCGAACAGUUCAGUCACAUGAACGUUCAGCCGAUGAAGAAGACUGAGGAGAGACCAGGCGAAUCGCAGGCCGCGACCUCCGAGCCCACCUCCCCGCGGGAGGACAGCGGCUUCGGGUUGGACCAGGAGCUCUCCACGUCGGGGAUGCGAUGGAGGUCUGCCAGCGACACCAGCGGCUUCACCGGGGAGUCUGCCUCCACUGCCCUCAGCGAGAGCUCUGAGGAGGAAACCUACUCCCGGCCAAACAACAGAAGUCCCUCCCCUUCGAUGGGCAUGCACGCCGCUGAAGGAAGACGGGACGCCUCGGAGUCUUCUGGUGACGGCCAGAGAGAUGCCAGCCCCGAGGUGAACGGACCCACCCAGCCCUGUAGGGACGCGGUCUAUGUCACCAUGUCCAGCUUCUAUUAUCACAAUGACCAGAGAGGUCAAUCAGACUCUGUAGUCACUGAGUAGAGCCAUCGGCGCAAUUACUCCAUUUUCCACUCCGACACCCCCUGACCAAAACAUAAACCAUUGACAUUGAAGGUAAAUGUGUGAGUAUGAGAGGGAGAAUUGUGUUUUUUUGGUUUAUUUUGAAAGAUAUAUAUUUUUUGAGAGAGUAAGUGAUUUGAUUGCAGUUUCGAGCACUUCAAACAACAACGUGGUAAACACCCACAAGCAGCCACUAGAGAGUUUGGGGCAAUGCCAGCAUAAUGCAUUGUCAAAUGUGACUCAUAAGGUCGUGUCGGGCUGGUUCGUCCCGAGGCUAGAAGGUUUUAAUUAUGAAGUUGUGACUUGGUCGUAAAUAAUACGUCUGAAAAUGUUUUUCUUUGUACUCCACUGUUCCAUGGGUCAUACGCCCCAGAGAGAUGUUGCUCAAAAUGCUGCUGCCUGUAUUCAAUACAUUUUGUGUUUAAAGUAAGAACUAUAUAUAUAGUAUAGCCUGCCUAUUGUAUUCUAUUGAUAGGGUAUUGCUGCUUUUACAAAAUACAUCUGUAGAUAUUAAGAUAUGUACAGCUUCAGAUAAUUUAAAUGAUAUGAUUGUAUUCUUCUCUUUUACAAUAAACCAUCAAAUACAUUUCAGAAUCAACAUUUUAUUGAGAAAAUUGAGCGGUAGGAUAAUUAUAGAAAUGUAUCGCAUUUAUAUAGCACUAUUCAAGACACCCAAAGUGCUUUAUUUUACUGUGUCCGUGUGCGCGUGUGUGUGUGUGUGUACCAGUGGAUAGGGUUACAUUGACAUACUGAGGUUUAUAAAAGACGGCAAAUAAUACAAAUUUAAAAUACUCAAAGAUAAAAACAAAUGAAUCAACAAGAUUAAAAAAAACUAUAUUACAAACACCUACACUCACUAACGUCAACAAAGACAUGCAUACUUUGGGUAGCACAGGUUACCCAUGUAGCUUCCUUGCACUACCAAUAUAUUAAAUGUAUAUAAAAAAGCAAAAUCAGGUUUCAGUUGUACCCCUUCUGAUCAUGAAAUCUUCCCCGGUGAUGUCCUCUUCUGUAAUCAUCUCCAGUAGUAAUGAUAUCUUCAGCGGUGAUGUCAUCCUUAGCUGUGAUACAAUUUUCAGCAGCGAUGUCAUUUGAAAUCAUCAAUUUU